This is a messenger RNA of Penaeus indicus, 758 nucleotides long. RefSeq names its product glutamic acid-rich protein-like. NCBI's taxonomy places the organism in Eukaryota, Metazoa, Arthropoda, Malacostraca, Decapoda, Penaeidae. The transcript has 3 exons. The record is from RefSeq and is a predicted model, not a curated record. Bases 156 to 758 code for a protein of 200 amino acids.
GGCGGGUGCCGGCGACGUUCCUCCGGCCCGGUUCCGUCUGCUUCCGAUAUCCACGAGACACUGUGUGUUUUUGUUAGAUGAAAAGAUAAACUUCUUAAGGACACGUAGACUGAGAGAAUUCAUUGACUAUCAGAAUACUAUCUGUCAACUCCAUAAUGCUGGCUUGUGUAUGUCACCCAUCUCGUGCGCACAAUCUCCCACGCCCUCUAGAGCCAGUGCACCGCCCGCGCCCACGACAUGCGCCAGCCGCCCAUGCCUCACAUUUUGCUCACGACGCCUAUAGCACCUCUGUGUUCGACUUCAUAACCUAUAACUGUGACAAUUAUAAUAGUAAUGGCUCUGGCGUCGUAGAAAACGGGAAAGGCGAGAAUGAAGGUAAGAGAGAACGGACCACGGUGAGAACGAAGAGGACUAACUCCGAUAAACACAUCAGCAACAACAAUAAUAAUGAAAAGACGAUAGAUAAGAACCGUGAUAAGAAAGAGAAAACCCAGGAGAGGAAGGAAAAAAGUGCCGAGAAGAAGGAAAAGGGGGAAAAGGCGUCUCCUACUAUGAAAUCGAAAAGUAAUCUCGAGAGAAAGAAGAGCGCGGAGACUGGCAGUGUCACCAAGGGCGCGACCAAGCCCCCGCCCCCCUGCGAACACAGGAAGAACAGCAGCGGCAGCAGCACUGGCGGGAGCGGAGGCGGAGGGAGCGCUGAUCGGGAAGCCCCGCAGCCUCAGACGCUGGCCAAGAUCCGGGGUUCGAGAUCCGAAUAA